AACGCUCGAAUGCUGUCACACGGUGUAGUUUCAGAUAGCAGGAGCACUGGAGUAGACUUGGGAUUUAAACAGGCAUCUGCACUGGGACGGCUGAUUCAUUUAACCAAGUGUACCGGCUGUUGUAGCCACUUCUUAGUGGACAUUUUUUGUGGACAAACCUAAACUACAUUAUCAUUUUCUCUAUACAUGCCAAAACUAGGCAAUCUUGUGGAAGAAUCUGAGACAUUGUCGCGAAACUUUGAGGUUUUCGCCACAAUAAUUGGCUAUCGAAUGGACCAGCAUCCGAGCGCCCGGAGCUGCAGCAGUCGCGGAGCUGCGCCGUCCUGCGAGAGCGUCUCUGGCGAGCCCCCCAUGAAUUUGUACAUCCACUCCACCACCGGCACACGCUUUGAGCUCUCCCUGCCCGCUGAAGAGACCGUGGAAGGGCUAAAGCGAAGACUCUCUCAAAGACUAAAAGUACCCAAAGAAAGACUCGCUCUGCUACACAAAGAAACACGACUGAGUUCAGGAAAACUUCAAGAUUUGGGAAUAACGGAUGGGAGCAAGUUAACGCUGGUUCCAACAAUUGAAGCAGGCCUAAUGUCUCAAGCAUCAAGACCUGAGCAGUCAGUAAUGCAGGCGCUGGAGAGUUUGACGGAAACACAGGUCAGUGACUUCCUGUCUGGCCGGUCUCCUUUAACCCUGGCUCUGCGAGUAGGCGAUCAUAUGAUGUUUGUCCAACUGCAGUUGGCAGCGCAGCACUCGGGCGGCCCACAGUUACAGCAUCGGCAUCUCAUAUCACGUGGGAGUUCAGAGGGCACGACAGGACAGUCUCAGCCAGCUUCAGGCUCUGCCUCUGGGAUGGCAAGGGUUUCACACAACCCUCACCCCCAUCACCCACACCCACAUCCUCAUCAUACAAACACAACGCUCCCAUCUAACUCAGCGGCCUUCCCACCUUCCCCCUCUAUCCCAUCCGUUCCUCCCAUGUACCCCACCUCAGCCUCAGGGCACUGUAGCCCUCCACUGCACCCCUCUCAACUCCCUGGAAGUUUUCUUCACUCCCAGCAGCCAUCUUCAGCCUGUCCCACCUCUCCAAGCAGCCCCAUCCCUGCAGCUUCCUGUCCAGAGUUGACCACUGGCCCAUAUCAUGCACAGGCCAACUGCCCAGCAAAGACGUCUGGCAAUUGUAACACUCCCUCGCGAUCCCGCAAGCCAGGGGCUAUCAUCGAAAGUUUUGUGAACCAUGCUCCUGGAGUCUUUUCUGGGACAUUUUCAGGCACUUUGCAUCCCAACUGUCAGGACAGCACUGGACGUCCCAGGCGAGACAUAGGCACCAUCCUUCAAAUCUUGAAUGACCUUUUAAGUGCCACCCGGCAUUACCAGGGCAUGCCACCGUCACUCACGCAGCUCCGUUACCAGGCCCAGUGCAACAGCCCCAGCUCACCAACACCAACACCAUCACCACCACCUUCACCUCCCCACACUGCCGGACUAAGCGGCCUGCCUACUACAGUGCCCUCUGUGACCCAGCCCACCCUCCACCCACUGGUGCAGUGUCAGAGUCAGAUCCGCAUGUGCAAGCCUCCUGGUGACCGACUGCGUCAGACAGAGAACCGAGCCACACGCUGCAAAGUAGAGCGACUGCAGCUGCUCAUGCAGCAGAAGCGUCUGCGCAGGAAGGCCCGGCGAGACUCCCGUGGCCCGUAUCACUGGCUCCCCAACCGCAAGGCUGGACGGAGCAACAGUAACAGCAGUAUGUCUAGCGAAGGCUCCCUGGACCUAGACUUUGAGGACUCUGUGUGGAAGCCCGAUGUCAAAGCUGAUAUGAAAUCAGAAUUCAUCAUGGCCUGAAGCAGCAACAGUUGCGCCAUCCUCAUCAAGGAAGACUGGGGUUUACAUUUUAGAGAGGAGAAUUUCCGAAGACUGUGUCUGACGAUGCACAGAAUCUCGUAGGCUUCACUCCUCGUCUAUCCUGUGACCACAAAGACUUUACUUAAAGGAAGAUUCACAGACUUUUACUUACCUUACGUCCUUGAUAGACUAUGAUCUUGGAAUAGACUUAAUUUUCAAAUGACGAUGUUUGGAUAUGGAUUGGACUGAUGAAUAGACAGAAUUUGGACUCAGAACGUCCAAGAAGUAAACACAAAUGAGCAUAGCAGACGUCAUCGGUGUUGGGAUUUGUCUUUCUCUUUCUUUUUUUUAUUUUUCUUUUCACCCCAGGGGGAAGAUCCAUACAGGCCAAAUACAGGCACGAUGAACUAACAAAAAUCAGAUACUGAUCCUACUUCCUCCUUUUUUCAUUACAAAUGGGCAUUCACAGUUCAAUAAUCAUUUGAAGGGAGUUACCUUCUUUGUUUUUAAGUCCUGUUUUUCUUGAAUCACGAUGAUUUAUGAAACAAAAUAUGUAGCAUUACCCACAAAGCAUUCAGGUUUUUUCUCUUGUAGACGAGGAGGAUUCAUUUGCACACACACCUGUGAUUAAAAAAAGACAAUAUCAUAAAAUAACCAAGAGAUGGCACAGUGCAUGUUUAGUAUAUAAAUAUAUAUAUAAAAAAACGCUUUCUCAACAAAAGCUCAGUGUAGAGUCAGAGGUUCAAGUACGAAAGUAAAACAUGAAACGAAAAUAUGCUGAUGUGAUUGAAGAUGCAAGGCUUGUGAAGUCAGUUGUUUUUAGAAUAUAUAAAGAGUGACUUUUCUUUUUUUACCUCCGCGAAAAACAAACAAACCAACCAAAUGUAAAACAGCAUUUGCUCAGCAAGGCUCGAGUCAAGCUGUGAAAUGAAUCUGAUGUUAUAUAAUCAUUUAAAUACACACUGUAUCUCUCCUGUUACUGUCUAAAUGUGUAUAAUAGAGAGAGUGGUGGGGUGCCAGAGGAAUAGUUUACAACUGUGCAUUAUAAUGGCUUGCUAUUCCAAAGUGGAAUCUCUCAUUUAUGCAUUCAACUAAAACAAACCAGAAUUCAAGGGUUCUAUCCCAGCAAACACUUACAGUUGUGAUACAGUUUUAACAAGACUACCGAUAUUGAUUUGUCCGUUUGGCCAGACCUCUUUGCAGAUUCCAAUGUAAACAUCCCCCGCCUUCACACUCUUGAUAGUGCCUCAUAUGUAGACGAACUGACAUAUUCUAUCAGGCGUUCCACAGACAGACAGUUCUGCUGCUAUAUGGGACUUCUCUUUGCAUGCAAAAGUGUGACUUAUCCUGAUCCUUUUUAUAGAAAAUAAUAAUAAUAACAAUACUGAGAUACUGGUGCUGACAAGAAAAGAUAUACAAGCAUGAAUUUGUGAAAAUGAAAAUGGGGGAAAAAAAAUUUGCUCCAGCUACUUGGGAUUUUCGAAUUAGGAACGUGAUGUUACAUAUCAGUCACAAACCAAAACGGGACUGGAAUUCUACUAUACAUGGAUCAUUCCUGGACUAACUAAGGAACAAUGGAACAUUUUCUACUCCCAACAUCCAAGGGAUCCUCAGAGCAAACCCCAAAACUUCCAUCGACCUUGUCCAGAUGCGGACUAACAGGAAUGUUAGAAACCGACGUUCGCCCCAAUGACUACUUGGAAAUAAAUGUCAAAAUGUCCUGAACCACAUCCAUGUUGCACUCACUGAGUUUGCAAUGAGAUUACCUACCUGAAGGGGAACAUUGUCUUUUCCUUUUUUUUCUGUUCAAGUGGCCUUAACGCUCAUUAUCGAAACACUUGCAGAGUGGUGAACAACAUAGGGAUGUUUCUGUCCUGUGUUUUUAUUAAAGCAUCAAUUUUUUUCGGGGGCAAUUUUUGUGUUUAGGAGGUGGAGGCUCUAUUAUGUCAAGGCUUCAGUGCCUUAAAGUUUUGCCCCUUCGGUGUGUACGAAAAAAAAAUCUGAACAAAUUAUUCGCAUUUAUGCAGGUUUUUAUCAAUUUAUAGGAGCUCUGGUAGAAUAUUGUCUGUACAAGUCACGACCUGGAGUUCACACAGGUUUCAUCAGUGUGUUGUUUGUUUGAUUACAUCCCCUGAACCCUGCUGUCCUACAAAGAAGCAACAAAUUUACAAAUUUAAUUGAAAAAAAGUUAGUUUCAACUGCAGUGCUAUAGCAACAAAGUGCCCUAACUCUCAAUUGAGAUGUCCUUUAAGGACACACUGACAACAUGCACUUCCCUUCUUCUCAGAUAAAUGACUUCAAUGGACGAUUUCUCCCUCUCCCCCAAGAAAAUCAUUAUUUAAUUUUUAUAUAUGUAUGAAAUAUACUCUGUGUGUGCCUCACCUAUAUGUAAACAUUAAAAAAAAGUGAAAAUUGAAAAAAAGCAUAGGAGAUAAUCUGAGUUUUAGGAUAGGGUAAUUGAAUGAGGGUGGAGGGAGGGAACGGGGGGCAUUUUCAAUAGUUUGUUGGAGUUCUGAUCACAUCAUUUAAGUUGCCUGUUCUUUCUUGUAGCCAAUAAAAACUGAUUACAAGAGUCGAGAUAAAAAAAAAACAAUUUACAAUGUUCUAGCUAUAGACCGGUGUAGCACAUGUGUGACUGUAUUAAUUUAUGAAACCAAAAUGGUAACUGUGAAUUAUGUAUUUCUUUGUGCUUUUUUUUUUAAAGUGGGCAAAAGGCAGAAAAAGGGUGUUGCUGUGCCCUGUUUGUUUUUGUGGAAUAUAAUGGAAAUAAUCAAGUUAAAAAAAAGGAAAAUAUCUAAAUAUAUUUUUUUCUUAAGCAAUACAUUUCAGUGUGACUUGUGAUAGGACAUUUUCUUUUUUUUAGGUAAUAAAUUGAAAAAAAAAAAAUUU
Molecule: messenger RNA, 4722 nt
Organism: Cyprinus carpio (common carp)
Lineage: Eukaryota; Metazoa; Chordata; Actinopteri; Cypriniformes; Cyprinidae
Product: midnolin
Cellular component (GO): nucleus
Molecular function (GO): protein binding
Source: RefSeq, a predicted model, not a curated record